Molecule: messenger RNA, 1317 nt
Organism: Eremomyces bilateralis CBS 781.70
Lineage: Eukaryota; Fungi; Ascomycota; Dothideomycetes; Eremomycetales; Eremomycetaceae
Exons: 3
Coding region: 214-1317 (367 amino acids)
Source: RefSeq, a predicted model, not a curated record
CCUUUGGCUACGUGUAUGUUGUGUGCAUCCAGCUACCGUGCCGUAACACUCAUUCCUUUCUUUCUUUAGAUUCGAUAUCACGAAUAAAACCGUCAUCCCAGAUAUGCUCGUCUAUGAGGCUUCCUGCUCGUCACAGAUACAAUUAAUCAACCGCCCCAAGGGAAGCACCUGACGGCCCCAGUUCUACGCAAGAUAGCCGGACAGCCCUAGAACAUGAAUAGCCGAGCCCGCCUCCGCAGCGCCCACAGACUCCAGCAAUCUUUUGUCGCCUCCUUUUUCUAUCCUCACAAAGCUCAAAGCUUUGCCCGUAUUCAAAAUUACGGACAGAAUACCAGGAUGGACGACGAAGCUGAAGCUGAAGCUGGUAGACGUAUGUUUACGGUCGGUGACCUAGGAUUAACCGACGAGGCAAUUACCGCUCUCGACGGAGUUCCACUAGAUAAACUCCGUCGGGAGAGAUAUGGCCCCUUAUGGACUACCGCUGGGAAACUAGAACUACUCCGGUGGUGGUACCUUGGCCAGAAUCACAAGCGGUGGGGUUGGCGUAUCUACAGAACGACGUACGACUCGGAAGUAAAAUGGGAACGAUUCAUUCAAAUCUUUAACGAGGCUCUACUAUCGACAAUCCGAGAGGUACAUGGGAACGAGGAACAUAUGAAGUAUAUGGAGUGGCCUAUUGUGGCUGAUCAAGAGCGCUUCAAUGAAGCAAGCACAACAGAGCUAAGAAAACAUUUUCUGGCCUGGCGAUCCGGCGGCGGGCCGAUUACCGCCGAACCUCAUCUUAGUAACGAGAAAAGUUCAAUUCUGUUUGCUAUAAGCAGACCGAAAUACCACUACUUUAUUCGGGCUAAUAAAGAGAGUAUCGACAAUAUUCUGGUGGAAAACGAUCCAGCUGAGGGAUAUGUAAAUAUAGUACAGGCUGACUGGCCUGGCGAUGACCCGGAUGAGCUGGACGACAUCGAGGCUAAUGAUGGGUAUCCGGUAAUAGAGGGCAGGAGCACACAUGAUGUAGGAUUUCAGAGGGUGCGGCUGGCUGAUCUCUAUCCGGAUUUUUACGAGGAGGUAAAUAAUUUUGAGAGGAGAUACUGGUAUAGAAGGCCUCCUGAGAUCUUACAUAACUCCAGAGACUCAACGCUUCCUUUAGAGGACCUAUCCACUCCCACUAACGCGUGGUCGCACAGCACCCUCACCGCCUCGUUAAAGCUCAGCUCGUCCUCUAUCUUUGGCCGUGAAAUGUGCAAACUCGACGAUCCGCCUGACAAAACAAACCAUGCGAGACCCAUUCAAGCAGUCAUUCAAGUAAUCCACCGAAGUUGA